Sclerotinia trifoliorum is the source of this 1036-nucleotide messenger RNA. The record is from the annotation of a GenBank genome assembly. NCBI's taxonomy places the organism in Eukaryota, Fungi, Ascomycota, Leotiomycetes, Helotiales, Sclerotiniaceae.
GAUAGGCUACCGAUCCAUGAAUUUCAAGAGUUUCCCUUAUCAUUAAACAAAGCUACGCCUUGGAUAUAAUACGUUUACCCAAUUUGAGUAGUAAAAUGGGACAAUUUCCAGGAUGCUGAUACGGUCUAAAAAGUACAUAAGUUGUAUUUGACUGUAGGCUUUUAAUAUCAGAAAGAAAAAUCUAUUGUCGAAGCACUGGACAAAAAGAAAAUCAACACAUUUAAAUUUCGGGCUACUCGAACAGAGGCAUUGAAACUAUUUUCUUUCGAAAAUUCCAGAUCAACAAAGAAACAUGAACAAAGACUCCUGUAUCUAAAAUACGUACCCGUAUGCACAACCCAUCCAUUAAAAUACAGAUAUCUUUCUGGCCCCUCCCAAAAAUUAUUUCAUCACCAAAAUCAAACUCUCAAACUUGCAAUCAUGAACUCAGACUCCGAAUAUGAUCGACUCCUUGUACGAUUUGUUGGACCAGGCAAUCAAGUAACCCGAAGACCAUUAUCCAAAUUCGCAAUGAUGGAAGGUGAAGAUUCUAUACAGAUGUCUCUCCUUUCUCCUCCUACCUUAAGUGAGCAUAAAUCAACAUCGCAGAAUCAUCAUUGGGAUGUUAUCCCGGAAUGGAAUAGAUUAUCAAAGGGAAGAGAUGAAUUUCGGGAUUUUAAUGAUCAACAGGAAAAUAUCGAAGAACUUGAAAACGAUCAGGACGAACUUACCUCGGAACUGGAAAAAUCUUCACAAGUGCAAGAUGAUGUUCAAGGAACUGGACAAAAAACGGAUCCGAACUUCCCACGAUUGAGAAGAAGUAAUAUAACUUUUCAGAGGCAACAUAUUAUUAUCACAUGUGUCAUCAUUUGUGGCCUUGUGCUUUUCAUUCUUAUUCGAACUCCCGACGUCGGCCUCCUACAAUACAGUCAAUAUCUUUUCGAGGACUUGCUCACACUUUUUGUUUUUCCAAUCGAUGGGUUAUAAGCAGUGAAUUAACAGUGAGUGGGGAUAUACAUAGAGGAGACUGAGAGUAGCAGAGCAUCUUGAGAAACUA